This is a messenger RNA of Sungouiella intermedia, 1674 nucleotides long. Lineage: Eukaryota; Fungi; Ascomycota; Pichiomycetes; Serinales; Metschnikowiaceae. The record is from the annotation of a GenBank genome assembly.
AUGUCCGUCUACGCUAACUCGGCCCAACUGCAACAGGGUCAAGCACAGCAGCAGCAGCAGCAACAACAGCAGCAACAGCAACAGCAACAACAGAGGCACCAACAACGUUUGAAUGAAUUGUUGGAUGCCGUUAAGCAGGAAUUUGACUUCGCCUUGAACGAGGCCUCCAAUUUCUCCAAGGUCAAGGACGACUAUGACUUGAAGUGCAAUCAGCAGACUGCGGAAAUGCAGCAGAUCAGACAGACCGUGUAUGAGUUGGAGAUGGCACACCGUAAGAUUAAGGAGGCGUACGAGGAGGAGAUUUUGCGUUUGAAGACCGAGUUGGAGAACAGAGACAGACAGGCCCAACAGAAACAGACUAAUGGCGGCAAUUACCCUUACUCGUACCAGCAGCAGCAACAACAGCACCAGCAGCAACAGGAAUUCUCGUCGGCAUUGACUGUGAUUGACAAGAGCCAGUACAUUGUCAACCCUCUGGAGAAGAACUUGCACGUCAAGGAGAUUCCUCCAUUCCUCGCCGACUUGGACGUGACAAAGGCCAAUCCAGAUUUCAAGAAGCAGAACCCAGACUACUAUGUGCUCUACAACCCGGCAUUCAAGCGGGACUUGGACGUGGAGAUGAUGCAGUCUUUGGACCAUUCUUCGGUUGUUUGCUGUGUUCAGUUCUCCAAGAACGGUGAGUUCAUUGCUACAGGCUGUAACAAGACCACUCAGGUGUUUGACGUGAAGACUGGUGCGUUGAUUGCCAAGUUGGUUGACGAUAACAGCACCAACACUUUGGAAGGUCAAGGUGAGGGUGAGAACGCCGAGAACGGCUCGUCCGUGGGAAACGGCUCUGCCAACACAAACGCCAAUGGUGACUUGUACAUCAGAUCCGUGUGUUUCUCGCCAGAUGGAAAGUUAUUGGCCACAGGUGCUGAGGACAAGUUGAUCCGUAUCUGGGACUUGUCCACUAAGAGAAUCAUCAAGAUUUUGAGAGGCCACGAACAGGACAUUUACUCGUUGGACUUCUUCCCUGACGGUGACAGAUUGGUUUCCGGAUCUGGUGACCGCACCGUCAGAACCUGGGACUUGCGUUCUUCUCAGUGCUCCUUGACAUUAUCCAUUGAAGAUGGUGUCACUACCGUGGCAGUGUCUCCAAAUGGAAAAUUGAUUGCAGCUGGCUCUUUGGACAAGACUGUCAGAGUUUGGGACUCUUACACCGGUUUCCUCGUAGAGAGAUUAGACUCUGGUAACGAGUCCGGAAACGGGCAUCAGGACUCAGUUUACUCGGUUGCUUUCUCGGCCAAUGGUAAUCAGAUUGCUUCCGGAUCUUUGGACAGAACUGUUAAGUUAUGGAACUUGGAAGGUAAGUCUGAUUUCCUGGCCAAUGCCAGCGGCAACGGUCAGUCCAUUGCCAAAAAGUCGAGUUGUGAAGUUACCUACGUGGGCCACAAAGACUUUGUGUUGAGUGCCUGUUCCACUCCAGACAGUGAAUACAUUUUAUCUGGAUCUAAAGACCGUGGAGUGAUUUUCUGGGAUCAGCUUUCCGGAAACCCAUUGUUGAUGUUGCAGGGCCACCGCAACUCGGUGAUUUCCGUGGCGGUCUCUCUCAACUCGCUGGGCUCAGAGGGUAUUUUCGCAACUGGAAGUGGUGACUGUAAGGCUCGUUUGUGGAGAUGGAAGAGACAGUAA